Saccharomyces kudriavzevii IFO 1802 is the source of this 1098-nucleotide messenger RNA. It is a transcript of the gene THI74, whose product is annotated as Thi74p. The transcript has a single exon. NCBI's taxonomy places the organism in Eukaryota, Fungi, Ascomycota, Saccharomycetes, Saccharomycetales, Saccharomycetaceae. Gene Ontology annotation, cellular component: membrane. The record is from RefSeq and is a predicted model, not a curated record. Gene Ontology annotation, biological process: regulation of peptide transport. The coding region runs from base 1 to 1098 and encodes 365 amino acids.
AUGAAUCGUGUUGGUAUGGACGUGGAUCAUAUGGUGGGAAUCCUGAUGUUGGCCGUAGUGGUGGUAUUUUGGGUCGGCGCUUCGUGUAUAACCAAUGAACUGUUCGAGACAAACGCAUACAAUAAACCGUUCUUCCUUACCUAUCUAAAUAUAUCGUCGUUUGCUCUUUAUUUGGUGCCGGAUUUGUCGAAGAAAUUUCGGGUUAGAAGGAAGGCACAGCUGGGGCAGAAAGAUCCAACAUUACCUAUUUACACACGAGAAUCCUUACCUGAACUUUCACCGUUGGUAACUGCGGUUUCUUCGCCUUGCUCCCUGUCUUCUCCUUCGAUAGAGGACUUAAGGGUGAAAGCUACUAUGAGAUUGAGUCUACUGUUUUGUGUCUUGUGGUUCGUUGCCAACUUGGCAGCUAAUUCUGCUUUAUCGUAUACUACAGUGGCAUCGUCGACAAUCCUUUCAUCCACGUCAUCAUUUUUCACCUUAUUUCUGGCGGUCGGUCUGCGUCUAGAAACGUUUUCAAUGAAAAAAUUAUUGGGAUUAUUCGUGUCUUUAUUUGGUAUUAUUCUGAUCGUGAUGCAAUCUUCCAAGCAACGGGAUUCCGUUAGCGCGUCUUCAUUUUUUAUAGGUAACACUUUAGCACUAUUGGGAUCAUUUGGUUAUAGUGUUUAUACAACCCUUUUGAAAUACGAAGUGUCGUCUAAAAGUCUUCAACUAGACAUCAAGAUGUUUUUAGGUUAUGUCGGUAUCUUCACGUUUCUGUUAUUUUGGCCCGUCUUGAUAAUUCUAGAUAUAUCACAUUUGGAAACUUUUGAGCUACCAAAUGACUUCCAUACACUUUUCCUGCUCUUGCUAGAUUGCAUCAUAAUCUUUGUUAGCGAUUAUUUUUGGUGCAAAGCGCUCAUUUUGACAUCUCCCUUGGUAGUUACCAUCGGUUUGACUUUUACUAUCCCGUUGUCUAUGUUCGCUGAUUAUGUGUGGCGGGACGCAUCUUUUACAUCCUGGUAUAUUGUUGGUGUUUUUUUCAUUUUUGUUUCAUUUUUUCUGGUUAAUCAUCAAAGAGAGCCUGUAGUUGAAAAUGACGGUAGUAUUAUUGAAAAAUAA